This is a messenger RNA of Nanorana parkeri, 7331 nucleotides long. It is a transcript of the gene AHCTF1, whose product is annotated as AT-hook containing transcription factor 1. The transcript is spliced from 36 exons. Bases 333 to 7199 code for a protein of 2288 amino acids. NCBI's taxonomy places the organism in Eukaryota, Metazoa, Chordata, Amphibia, Anura, Dicroglossidae. The record is from RefSeq and is a predicted model, not a curated record. Gene Ontology annotation, molecular function: protein binding.
CAAAGGAAAAGGAAGAGGCGGGGCUAAAGGUUCAGUAAUGGUUGCCGCGAUGUUCCCGGGUGUGUGAUAGGCCUGCGUGUUAGAAAAUAUUACCCUUCGAGACUUCUCUCUGUGCCUGGUUUUGAAGAAGUAAAGCCCUUAGAAGUCACGAGACUGCUGCGAUACUUGGGAGGAGGUGAACGCGGAUAGCCCGUAGCAGCGGGAACAGGCAGAUCGCUGUGCCUCCGGAGCUGGACGUGGAGACUCUGACAUAUGUAAAGCAUCGGACAGCUUUCAUUCCAGUGUCAGGCUGCCGACAGUUGUCACGGCGGUGACUGUUCUCAGGCAAAAAGAUGCAAAAUCUGUCUGCACAAGUAACAAGCGACUUCCUGCAGUUUCCUGACGCAACUGUAAAAGCACUUGAGGAAGAUGAUAUACAGUUGGAUUCUGUUCUUCGGGCAAAAUUUUCAACAGGUAAAGCUGGACUAGCUUGGUUGGCUUGUGGACCUCAGCUGGAAGUUACUAAUGCUGUAACUGGUGAAAGACUUUCUGCCUACCAUUUUAGUGGAGUGACUGAACGACCUCCUACUGUUGUAACAGUCAAAGAGUUUUCCUGGCAAAAGAAGACUGGAUUACUUGUGGGACUAGUGGAAGCAGAAAGCAGCGUUCUCUGCCUGUAUGAUGUUGGCAUUUCAAGAGUAGUUAAAGCUGUCGUAGUUCCUGGUUCGGUAACGUCUGUUGAACCUAUAAUCAAUCAUGGUGGAGCUAGUGCAAGCACUCAACAUUUACACCAAAGUUUAAGAUGGUUCUUUGGUGUUGCUGCAGUGGUUACAGAUGUUGGACAUGUUCUUCUUAUUGAUUUAUGCAUGGAUGAUGUAUCGGGAAAUCAGGAUGAGAUGGAAGCAUCAGACUUAGAAGUAAUGAGUGGAAUUCCAGCCGAAAUUCCAAAACUGCGAGAAGCGGCAUCAAGAGAACGUCGACAUUUAUGUCUUCAAUUGCUAGCUCCAUCUGGAACGUCAGUAACUGCACUCAGCUUUAUAAGCAGAACUAACCAGCUGGCUGUUGGAUUCUCUGAUGGAUAUCUCUCCUUAUGGAACAUGAAAACUUUACGAAGAGAAUACCAUGUUCAAAUUGAAGGGGGAAAGGUUCCUGUGUCUGCAGUUACUUUUCAAGAGCCUGAGAAUGACCCCCGGAAUUGCUGCUAUCUUUGGGCUGUUCAGGCCACUCAGAGUGGAAAAGAUAUAAGCCUACAUUUGUUGCAGUUGGCGUUCGGUGACAGAAAAUGCUUGGCAUCGGGACAAAUUAUUUAUGAGCACUUGGAAUAUUGUGAGGAAAGAUACAGCUUGGAUCUUUCAGCUAGUUCAUUGUCAUUGUCUUUGAGAAGUCAAACCAACAGUACAAAGUUGUUGGGCUGUCAGACCAUAGAAAAAUUUCGUGCUCAUAGUGAAAGAGAAGAUGGGCUUCAUGAAGUUUCAUCACCUGAUACCAGUGUCACAAUCUUCAGCUGGCAAGUAUCUACUUAUGGGCAUGGUAAACCAUCAAUCUAUAUGGCAGUGUUUGACAUAAAUCGUUGGUAUCAAGCCCAGAUGCCUGAUUCUUUAAGGCCUGGUCAGUUUCUCAGAAAUUGCUCCUACAUUGCUUUCUGGUCACUUGAAGCUGUGGUGAAUGUGACUCAGGACAGCAUCUUUGAUAUGCUUGUGCAUGAGCGGAGUUUUAGCAGAGGAGCUCCAACAUCAUACCCACCUCCAGAGCAAUUCUUCUACCCCAGCACUUACAAUUUUGAUGCCACAUGUUUGCUGAGCUCUGGACUAAUUCAUAUUACUUGCACUGGGUUUCAGAAAGAGACUCUGUACUUUUUGAAGAAUUCUGGCUCAUCCUUAAAUGAAACAAUACCUGAUGGCUAUAGUAGAUGCUUAGUAGCUGGUCUAUUGUCUCCAAGACUUGCUGAUGUUCAGCCUUCAAGCUUGAGUCAAGAAGAACAGUUACAAGCUGUGUUAUCAACAGCUGUUGAAACUAGUUCCAUAAGCCUUUUAACUCGCUGUAUCAAACUAUGGACUGCAGAAGAGCAACCAAGAUCUGCAACCAACUUGCGCUUUGUUCUGGAGUGGACGUGGAAUAAAGUGUCUCUUGUAAAGAGAGAAUUUGACAGACUCUGCCUUCCGUUGUUUGAUGGAUCUUGUAAUUUUAUUGACCCUCAAACACUGCAUUCUCUACAUCACUGUCAGCUGCGUCUCCGCAACCUGACCACUGUCCUGAACUGUUUUAUUACGGAAGCCCAAGAACUUACUAAACAAGGGCUUAUUGAUCUUGCAAAUAAACAGUCAGUGACAAAGCUCUUAGCUCAGUAUGCCUCUAUUGUGCUUUGGUUUUGUCGAUGUGGGCUUCUACCAGAUUACUCAGAUGAAGCUAUGCAGUUGACCAGGCCUUGCUACAAUUACAAUCGAAUGCAGCAGUACUACGCAGAGCGACGGAAGAAGUUAGAUAACGUAUCUAGAGGCAAAUGGAAUGCCAGUUCGUUGAUGAUUGAUGGGAUGGUUUGCCACCUUGGGGAAAAAGUUGAGCAGUUAUGGAAGAGAGAUGGAGGCACAGGCAAAUAUCCACCUGCCACAUUACAUGCACUUUUGGAUCUGUAUCUCCUAGAAAAUGCUGAUGAAAUAAGCAAGCAUGCUAUUACAAUUUAUUUUUUAUUGGACAUCAUGUACUCCUUUCCAGACAAGCCUGAUUCUGCUAUAGAAUCAUUCCCUACUGCUUUUUCUGUCCCAUGUGGACUCGUAAAGCUUAUUCAAGGAUUUUGGCUGCUGGAUCACAAUGAUUAUCAGAAUUCUCUGGACUGUAUUCUUCACCCCGCUGCAAGUCGUGUGAUGAGUUGGCAGCAUAAUCAGAUCAUUGAAACUUUAUUGUGCCAAGGUGACUACAGACAAGCCCUGCGCUAUAUACAAGUAAUGAAACCUCCAGCAGUUAGCAGUGCAGAUGUCAGACUACAUAUCACAGUACUGCUGGCCAACAAAAAUCUUAUUGAGGCUUGGAAUCUACAGAGACUUCACUCCACCAGACUGAAUGUAGAAGAGCUUUUAAAGCACAUGUAUGAAGCAUGCCAAGAAAUGGGACUCAUGGAAGAUCUGUUAAAAUUAACUUUCACUGAUUGUGAGCAGGGAUUUUUACAAAGGUUUUUGCAGACAACUGGGGGUGUGCAGAAUCAAGAACUGCUUCUGGUACAUCACUUGCAAAGAGCCAACUACAUCCCAGCUCUGCAGCUGAACCAGUCUUUGAAAGGUUACCAAAUGUUUGAUUCUGAUCGAAAGCUUCGAGAGAGAGCAGUGGCCCGUAAUGCUAUAAUUGAUCAGUAUAGCAAAACACUGCCAGGGGUACAGCGAACUCUUGCAGGUGAAAGGACUAAACACUCUGCGUUAUCCUCGACGAUUUGGAAGGAAGUGACCAGGCCCAAGCCCUUAUCUACUGUUGUAAAACAAGCUCCUUCAGGAAGUGUUAUGAGUAAGGCAACAUUUAUCAGCAAUGUACUGAUGAAGAUAAAAGAAGUUUCCUCCACAGAUGUUCAAAUGGACUUCUCUCCCUAUAAAAGUUUACCCACUGAAGAGCAGAAUCCAGUAACAGCUUUGCCACAUUUAGAAGUGCCCGAUGCAUUUAUUAGUACGCCUGUAUCCAAAUCUAGAAGAGUGUCAAGAUUACUGGAAUCCAUUGUCCAUCCCGUCUUGACAGAGCCUUUACCUCGAGAUGCAGAUUUUGAGAUGAUUGCUGAACGAACUCCUCGUAAAUCUUGCACGUUGAUGACCUCUAGUCCCAUUCAAUCAAAUCUGCGGAAAAUUGCGCAUUUGAGAAACUUGACCAAAGCAUCUGAGUUUAACCUUUUGGAAACGCCUAUUAUAGUAAAGAGGGCAAAAGCUUUGGCUGCAAGCUCAGUGUCUUCUGUUUUUACGGCACAUACACCUCAGUCUAUUUUGAGGUCCAGCACCCGAACUACCCCCCUGGCUUCUCCUUCAGUUUCUCCUGGAAGAUCAAUUACACCUCCUUUACGACCUAGAGAAUCUAAAAUCUCUUUUAUGGAACAGAUCAGUAACAAAUAUGUCAAAGGGGUUUUAACCCCUGACAAGGAUCUGCCAGUGUCCUCCCCUCUAAUAAAAUCUGCGCAGGAUACCAUUUGGCCAGAAAGAAUGGCAUUGUCUCUAAGCAACACUUCUACUAAAGAAGACCUUGACGAGCUGGAUGAAUCUUCAUCUGGUAUCCAGGAUGGGAGUACCAGCAAGGUAGAAGCCAGUAGGGAAGCAAGUAAUAUAUCUGCAAGGUCAGAUCAGACAACACUGGAGUAUCAUGAUGCUCCAACACCUGAAGACAUGGAAGAUGAAGUAGUUACCAUAACUGCUAAAUCGGAGCCUCUCAUCAAUAAAGAGUCCUUGCCUUCUGAAGUAGUCAACUUGGCAAAAGUAGAAAUGCAUCUUCAGGAACUGCAAGAUCAAGAUAAAGAGGAAGCAAAUACUGACCAUCAUUCACUAACUGAAAAUUACCAAGAAACAUUACACCAGUUAACGACGGUGCAGGAAAUUGUUCCUCCACUUCAGUGUGCUUUGGAAGAGGUAGAAGAUAACGCACAGACAGCUGGUAUAGAUCCAGAAUCCUUUUCUUCUACUCGGGACUCUCCAUCCGUUGUUAGUAUUCAUGACUGUGCACUUGCAACAUCUUCACUAUCGGAACAUCUAAAUGAAGAAAAUGAAGUGGUGGAACUCAAUGGAGAUGUUGAAUUACAAGAAGACAAGUAUUUCCUGGUUCAAGGAUACCCUAUGGCUAGAGCUCCACUGUCUCGCUGUGUGGAAGAGUCAAGGCUGUUCUCUAUAUCAAUGCUAGAGCUUGUUUCUCUGUUUGCAGCUCCGCAGUAUAGCAUCCUCAGCCUGGUUUUCAGUGUACCAGGUUCAGACCUCGCUGGACUCUAUAAUUUAGGGGCGCUUGAAAAUGGCCCUUGGGCACUGGCUUUCGGGUGGGGCACUUUCCAGACUCCAUUCUGGAAAAGGUUAGCUGUGGAGCACUUUCCAGAGCCACUGGCAUCAUCUCAGCUCUUGGCCUCUCUGAAGACUUGUUUAGAAAUAAAGGAAAAAGAGGUACCGGAGUUGGAACUCAUGACAAGCAACCAUCUGUUGCAUCCAGCUGUUGAAUUCCAGGUGGAUUACAAUGCUGAAAAUAUUGAAGAUCACAACAGAAGUGAACAGUCUAAUGAUGGCAAUUCUAUGGAAACCGAGGAUGCUGAAGUAGAGAAUGCUGCUAGUAAUUUUACAUUAAUUCUUGAGGAAGAAGGUGAAGCAGAAGAGGAUGAAACUGCCGAUAAAGUGCUUAAAGCGGAUCAUCCUGCAGACACAGAACUUACAACUGUUUCAAAGAUUUCAUUCUCGCUGACUGAGGAAUAUGCCAACCAAGAGAUAAAAAGUACUGACACAUGCCCUGCAAAUGCUUUCACUCUUGUAGAUGGUGAACAAGAGACAAAGAUUAUGGAGACCUUGCCGUACGUGCCCAAGCCAAUUAAGGUAGCUGUAGAAGAAAACUUGCUUGAUGUAUUCAGAGGUACAAGCGUCAAAGAUUUUUCUUCUGAAGUUGAUGAUGAAUCAGCCCAAGAAAAUGAGCCUAUAAAGAAGCGCAGAAGUGUCCACACUUCUAGGACCCCCACUAAAAGAAGGGGGAAAAAAUCAGAAGAUGUUGGAGUUGAGAACAUCAUCCAGGCAGCAACCCCACAAAAAAAAUUGGAUGUUCAAAGUCUUAAAGAAACUCUAGAAACAUCGCCAAAGAAAGACGAAUCUGUAGUUGUUAACCCACAAACCCCACGGAGAACUGUAAGGAAAUCCACAAGAAUAACUGAAGGUACCAGUGCUGAUAUUGAAGCUCCGCUUCCUGUAACUCCCAGAAGAGGAAGAAAAGCCAAAGUAAAUGAAGAAAAGCUAACAGUGUCUACUUCACAAGAGGAACAACCAUCCUCACAAAUUUUUACAAGAAAUAGGAGCCAAGUACCUGAAAAGAAUCAAAAUACUGAAGUGGAGUUAACAAGUGUUGAGGUCACAGUACCACUGCCCCUGUCUCCAGCUAGAACGCGCAGAGGUAAAGCUCCCAUUUUAGAUCAAGUGAACAAAGGAGACGAAGACUUGCUGGAUUUAAAGGUUGGUGUUCUUACACCUACAAGGAUUACAAGAUCUUCUAAAGUUAUACCAGAAGCUGAAAAAGAACUAUUAGCUAAGAAUCCAGAAACUGAAACUGAACAAGUUACCACACCUACCAGAGGUCGUAGGGGAAAGCGUGCUGUUAAUGAGUUGGUCAAGCAAUUUGAGCUUAAUGUCACUCAAACUUCUUACAAAGCAGAUUCUAGCCCACCUGGUUCUCCAAAACGAGUCUCAUUAAGAUGGUCAAGGAUAAAAUCAGAAAAGCAGAUAGACCAUCAAACAGCUGAGCAAGAAAAUACACAGUCACAAGAGCAAAUUGUAGAUACACCUAGAAAAAGCAUGAGGAGAUCUAAGGUCAGCAAACUUGGGGAAGAGUCCACAGACCUUUCUGAAAGAUCUGUCUUACCACCUGAAGAGCCCGCAUUGACCAAAGCGACAAAGCAAGGAAACGUGUCAAUCAGACAGACUAGAAAACGUACCCUUCCUGCAGUGUCAGAAGAAAGUGUAGAGGAAAGGCUGCAUGCUUUGCAGCCAGUGGACAGUCAAGACAUGGUGCCGAAUGCUGAUCCAGAAGAACAGACUAAAAGCAUGCGUAUUACAAGGACUCGAUUAAGUAAUGCUUCUUUGUCUCUGGAUCCCUCCACAGCUUUGUUUGCAUUCACCACACCUACUCCAAGACGAAGAAAGAAUGCAAAAGUUGAACCAGUGGCUCUGUCCAUCUCUCCAGGGUCUAUACAGCCCCCUAUCACUCCUCAGUACAUCUUCUCUCCCCCUUCUUUGAGGACAAGGAGGACAACUAGAAAGGUUCCUCAAGAGCAAAUAAUAAAACGACCAAGGGGAAGACCUCCUAAGCAUAAAGGAAGCAAAGCAGAGAAGCCAGUAGAUAAAGCAACUUGGUCACCUCCACCGGUAGAAAUUCAGCUUCUUUCACCACCAGAAAGUCCAAAUAUUGACUCAGAAGGUGCAAAGUCAGCAUCCACGGAAACCAAAGCACUGAACCAGAAUCAGCAGAGAAAAACCAGGAGAAGAAUAGCAUCAAAGCCUGUAACACGCCGGAAGAUCAGAUGAUUACGAUUUUAUUUUUUUUUAAAUUCUGCAUGUGUAUUAACUGUAAUAUUAAAAUAUAUUAAAACACCACUGGUCUCGGGGAGGAUAAUUUAUAUAAAUUAUUGUAAAUGUUCUUAAAGGUGUAAAUUUAAA